GGUCAAUGAAGAAUAAAUUUUUUAAAUGAUAAUCUAACCUCAUUAUUUUAAUAUGUUUCAUAUUUCUAUUCCUCCGAUUAUUAAUGUAAAUUUAUACACUAUAACUGUUAUACGAAGGUAUGCUACAACAAAUAGUGGGAAUAUUGCAAAGAAACUUUAUAAACAUCUUUUAAAAGAGUGUCAUAAAUUACCAAAGGGUCCAAAGGAACACUACAUAUUUAUGAUAAAACAAAGUUUUAAGCAGCAUGUAAAUGAAAGUGAUCCAGAACGAAUUAAACAAAUAAUUCAAAGAUCUUACGAAGACUGUGAGUGGAUUUUAAAAAAGUAUCUUGGAAAAUAAAGUAAAAUGUUUACUGUUCCUUUAGUUACCAGUUCUGAAAUUAUUCCCAGAGAAAAAUUUUGGAAUGCCAUUAUGGUGUAUCAUAACAGACCUCAUUUGAUUAAUCGUAGAAUUACUGCAGUCUCUCAAGUUUUAUUUCAUGAAAUUGGAUUUCAUUCUUGUGUUAAGCUACAGGAGUUGAUAAAUAGAUCAAAUAUCUUAUAUGAACUUAGAAAAUUAGAAGAGAUCAAUGUGAAUGUCAUAACAGAGGGUUUUUUAAAAGAACUUAUUGGACCUUAUGAUAAAAAUAUUGAGAUCAAAAAGAAGACAUUAGAAGAAUUUAAUAGAGCUGAUACUGGAGUCUUUGUAUCUGUAAGAAUUUUAUAUCCCAGGCUAAAAAACUGUCCUAAAGCUAUUGAAGUGAUAAUUAUAGAUAAAGCUAGUACAAAAAUCACAUUUUUAAGUGUUACAGAUUCUGAAUCAUCUAUUGCACCAGUGUUUCCUUAUGAAAUAGAAUUAACACAGUCAUCAAUCUUAAAAAUAAAUCUUCAAUCGUUUGAAGAUGCAGAUACAGCCCAAGCAGAAUGGUUGGCUGAGAAACUUUUUACCAAACUAUUAAAAUGGGCUGAGUGUUUAGAUGAAACAAAGGAUAAUGUAAAAUCUUUAUCUUUAGUAAAUGUUGAUGAAUAUUGCCUAACUUAUAGUGCAUUGAAACAAAAAUAUGGCACAAAGUUGGUUCAGGAAUGGCCAAAGAGAUGCAGAACAGUAGCUCAGAAGUAUGUUUUUGAAGACAUUGCUAUUGCAAGUUAUCUUGUUUGUUUGUGGAAAGAAAAAAAUAUUGUGAAAUUUGUAGAUUGUGGAUGUGGUAAUGGGCUUUUAGUUUAUUUAUUAAACGAAGAAGGGUAUGAAGGAUAUGGUUUAGAUAUCAGAAAACGAUCAAUAUGGGACUUUUACCCUGAAACUAUUAAGUUGCAGCUUAAGCCAGUAACACCCUCUUCUGUAUUUCCUGAUGCUACUUGGAUUAUUGGCAAUCAUUCUGAUGAACUUACACCAUGGAUCCCUGUAAUUGCACUGAAAAGUAGCCCACAAACAAACUUUUUUGUUUUACCCUGUUGUCCCUAUGAUUUUAAUGGGGAAAAGUUUGUUCGAGUAGAUUCUUCUAUCAGUGCUUACUCAGAUUACUUGAAAUACAUCGAAGAUAUUUCAGUGAGGUGUGGUUUCAAUGUAAAUAUAGAUAAAUUAAGAAUACCUUCAACAAGGAGAACUUGUAUUAUUGGUUGGAGACAAAACCUAAAUGAUAACAAACAUAAAGAAAUAUUAUCUAGUAUGGAGAUAUAUCUAGGGAAAAAAAUUCCUAAUCAAGUUUCUCAAAGACAAGCUACAGAGAGAGUAAGAAAUUGCACACAACUUGACAAAUCAUUAAUAUCAAAUAUUAUUGAAGCAUGUGUGAAAAAGUUACUUUUAACAGAUAACUGGAUAGUAAAGUCAAAUGGAGACAAGUGGAACAAAGGUGGAUCGUUUCCUCUUCAAGAAUUAGUUAAGACUGUGCCUUCAGAAAAUUUAAAACAACUGAAAAAUGAAUGCGGAGGUCUUCAAACAUUAUUAAGAAAUCACAGAUAUAUAUUUCAGUUAGAGAAUGGUUUAGUUAGUCUAAGAAAACCCUUGAAUAUAAAUGAAAGUUCUAAAUAUAAGGAAAAGGCUUGUUGGUUUAUAAAAAAUCACCCAGAUGGUUGUUUGUAUGAUAUUGUUGAAUGUGGCUACUCUCAUAAAUAAAUAGUUUGAAUAA
Sitophilus oryzae (rice weevil) is the source of this 2105-nucleotide messenger RNA. Its product is annotated as probable tRNA (uracil-O(2)-)-methyltransferase. The transcript has 5 exons. Gene Ontology annotation, biological process: tRNA methylation. Gene Ontology annotation, molecular function: tRNA (uridine) methyltransferase activity. The record is from RefSeq and is a predicted model, not a curated record. The coding region runs from base 347 to 2092 and encodes 581 amino acids. Lineage: Eukaryota; Metazoa; Arthropoda; Insecta; Coleoptera; Curculionidae.